CAAAGGGGAGUGACGCAGUUAUUGUAGAUGUAUAGAUACUCCAUGCUUUUCUCAUAUGACCUGAAAUUACAUUUUUUUCAAGCUUUCACGCAAAACCAAAAUCCACAUAAACACAGCAAAGCAGAGGGAUUCCCGCUGUCAUCUGCAAGCUGCAUGACCAUUCUCUGCGCCCCUUGAAUUUGGAUGCCAUUCCGGGAGGAGGUUGCGGUAAACCCCGAGGACUAGAUGCGAUAACCAUAAGGAGACAUGCCGCAGCCGAAAUCACGAAAAAUCGCCAUCCUCGGGUACAGAUCCGUAGGAAAGUCCUCUUUAACCAUCCAGUUUGUGGAAGGCCAGUUUGUUGAUUCCUAUGACCCAACAAUAGAAAACACAUUUACUAAGAUGAUCACAAUAAAUGGACAAGAGUACCAUCUCCAGCUUGUAGACACAGCAGGGCAGGAUGAAUACUCAAUCUUCCCACAGACUUACUCCAUAGAUAUCAAUGGCUACAUACUGGUUUAUUCAGUUACAUCAAAUAAAAGCUUUGAAGUUGUACAAGUUAUCCAUGAAAAACUGUUGGACAUGGUGGGAAAAGUUCAAGUUCCAAUUAUGCUCGUCGGAAACAAGAAUGACCUACAUAUGGAGCGAGUAAUCAGUUGUGAAGAGGGCAAAGCAUUAGCUGAAUCCUGGAACGCUGCCUUCAUGGAGUCCUCAGCUAAAGAGAACCAGACGGCCGUGGAGGUUUUCCGAAGGAUGAUCCUGGAGGCAGAAAAGAUGGACGGUGGCGUGCAGCCAGGAAAAACAUCCUGCUCCAUGAUGUAGGGCCGCCCAAUCAACACACAGGACACUGCACUGGGAUAUCCCGUUACUUGAAGGCUAGCUGCCAGUUCUCCUCCACCUCAACUGACUCCACCCCCAGGGUCCUAAAUAUCCAAUAUUGUCUAUUUAUGGCUCUGAUUCCACUGUUAUUUAUCAGUAUUCCCUUUUGUCAUCCUUGUUUUUCUUCAUGUGUUUGAUAAAAGAAAAGGACAAGUGGUGGCUCCUUGUCUUGCAUUUUCCACAACCCGCCCCUCCGUCUCUGGGCUCGGCACUGAUGCAAAACACAGAAUAUCACAGAUGUAUCAGGAAAAAUCCUAUAUCGGAAAUGAUGACAACUGUAACUAAGUUAGCAGUGGCUCAAUGAAUCUUUGCUUCCCGAUAUGCAGCUUCCAUUUAGCCCCUUCCCUGUUUAAAUAAAAUGAGAUAAGAGGAUUGUCAUAUCUAUCAGCCAUGCAUAUGCCUGGAAAAUGGUUAGAUAAACACAGUCAUUUUUUCUGAUACAUCACCUGCUGUUUGGUCCCAUCCAUAUGCAUCUCUUUUUCUACUUCAUCUACACACCGUACCCACUUCUCUGUCCCUUGGUUUGUUUUCAUAGCAGAUACUGUCAGCCAAAAGAAAAAAAGAAAAAAAAAUCUGCAUUCAUUUUCUAAUGUUGAAAAUGUUGUACAAAUGUUUUUGAUUGUAAUCAUUAAAGCGAAAAGUGGUUAUCUAAGCAGGCUGUGUUUUUGAAUUAUUGCAGAGGCUGUUAGCUAAUGAGUUUUGUCACUAGGAAGGCAGGGUGUUUCUCUUUGUUUGCACCCUUUUAAUGAUAAUUGAUAUGUUUGGGCUAAAAAGAGAGAAGUACUUAGCCGUUUUGAUUUGUUGAAUGCUUUGUGCUUCUUCGUAAAAGAUGGAAUAAAUUGAAAAGGGUGCAGGAUGCAAGCACAAGGAGAAUAAUGAUGUAAUGAUUUACUGCAAAGUAAUAAAAGUUUGUUCCACCUCAUUGCAGUAUAAUAACUAAAUGCUGAUUCCAUGCUUACUUUUCCUUUUUUUCCCCCCAGGGAGCAGUUACAACACUUUAGAGGCACAUCUAAGGUAUCCAGCACUGACUGAGAACAGGAGUUGCAGCCAUCUGCUGUUCAAACUUUUGUUUGUGAGAUGUACCCAAUCAAACGCAGGCUGACUUAAAGAGAUGGGGGAGGGAGCUAUAACAACUUAUUAUGGCUAGAACAUGAACUGGGAGGCUACAAUACUUUCUUACAAAAGAAGAAGAAUUUCUAUGAACUGGUAUUCAUGGAAGUUUCGUUUAAUUUAGUCCAGAAAUACAAAUAUAUAGCCGGAUAUGAGCAUAAUAAGUCCAAUUUAAUGAUAAUCAGUGAGCUAUUGUUCCUUUAAUAGUAGCACAAGAGUUUUUAAGUAAAUUGAGGUAUUUAAAGUAAAACCUUGAACUACUUGGAAGAGCUUUUAUUACAAGAAAUAACCCAGAUAAUAGUCUGUUGCAAGUAUAACAUGAUGAGAUUUUCUAA
Molecule: messenger RNA, 2303 nt
Organism: Haplochromis burtoni (Burton's mouthbrooder)
Lineage: Eukaryota; Metazoa; Chordata; Actinopteri; Cichliformes; Cichlidae
Gene: rheb
Product: Ras homolog, mTORC1 binding
Exons: 8
Coding region: 247-801 (184 amino acids)
Biological process (GO): small GTPase-mediated signal transduction
Cellular component (GO): plasma membrane
Molecular function (GO): GTP binding; GTPase activity; GDP binding
Source: RefSeq, a predicted model, not a curated record